CCCGCCCGGGAGGCCGUGCGGCGGAGGGGGAGCCAGCACCGGGCCCCCCCUGUACCGCUACGGCUCCCGCCUCCCUUCCGGCGGCGGCUCCUUCUCCGCGCCGGGGGCGGACGGGGCGCACCGGAGCCGCGCCGAGCCAGCCAGGCCCUGCUCUCCCUGCGAUGCCCAGCCACCCCCACGAGGUCCUGGUUCCCCUGCGUUAGGUGCUGAAGCAGCAGACUCCUGGUGCUGCAGACACCAAGGUGGCCCAGGUCAGCCAGCCCGGACAGCAGUGGAUGAGCGCUGGGCACUGGCCUAGCCACACGCACACACCGGCACCAUGGACUUCGUCAUGAAGCAAGCGCUGGGAGGGGCCACCAAGGACAUGGGGAAGAUGCUGGGGGGCGAGGAGGAGAAGGACCCCGACGCGCAGAAGAAGGAGGAGGAAAGGCAGGAGGCUCUGCGCCAGCAGGAGGAGGAGCGGAAAGCCAAGCACGCCCGCAUGGAAGCGGAGCGGGAGAAAGUCCGGCAGCAGAUCCGUGACAAGUACGGGCUGAAGAAGAAGGAGGAGAAGGAAGCAGAGGAGAAAGCUGCUCUGGAGCAGCCGUGUGAGGGCAGCCUGACGCGCCCCAAGAAGGCAAUCCCAGCAGGCUGUGGGGACGAGGAAGAGGAGGAGGAGGAGAGCAUCCUGGACACCGUCCUCAAGUACCUGCCCGGCCCACUGCAAGAUAUGUUCAAGAAGUAACAGCACCGUCAACCCUGCCAUAGGGUGCUGGGGCACGGGCGCCCUCUCUCCUACAACUCCUCCAUCAGUUCCCUUGGCCCCGGAGAGGGGGUCCCCACACCCCCUCCCAUCCCCUCCUGCCCUGUCCCCCAACCAGACCAAAAGCCCGCCCCGUCCCGUCCAGGCAGGGCCCCCCCACCACGCCAAAGGGGAGCAGCCCUGGCCGGACAGGGCGAACCGGGACCAAAUGCACUGAUGUAACCUCGCGGCAGGCUAGGGGCACCCAGGCCCUACCGGCCCCCCCCGGGGUGGCUCCUCGUGCCCCCUGCCCUGCCCCUUCUGUUCUCCCAGGGGACCCCAGCAGGCGUCUGCUCGCCUGCCCUCGUCCCCAACACUGCCAUCCCCCUGCCCCCUCCCGCCCUGGGCCAAGCCCAAAGCACAAAGCCAGGCGCCCUGCCCGCAGCUCCCCCAUCCCCGGUCGUCGGGCACGGGGGUCCCCCGGGGCUGCCCGGUGUGCUCCUGCAUCGGGGGGUUGGAGGGGACCCCCCCCCGUCCCCGCAUCUCUGGCCCCAUAGUUAAAGCCAUAUCAGUUAGACUGCAAUACUUCAGCACCGGGAGGAGCGGGCGCCGCGCUCCGCCGACCGUGUACAAAGGCACGCGCGGGGCAGGGCCCCCCUGCCUCGCCCCCCGUCCCCGCCGCUCGCUCGUCUGUGUCUUGGCCCCCGUUCUCGCAUUAGUGUCUCCGUGCCAGGGUGCGCCCCGUCGCUCCAUGCGUCCUCGUGUCCGCUGCUCAGCCUCCCACCCCCGAGUCCCCACUGUCCCCGGGGGCCGCCCGCGGCGCCCCUCGCCGCGCUGCUGGGACCCCCACUCCGCCCCCUGCAAUAAAGCCAGCGCGGGGCCGAGGGCUGCCGGGCCAGUCCCGGGCUGGGAGCACCCGGCUGCCCUCACCUGGCGCUGGACACGUGGGUCCCCGGGCCUGGGAAGGGAUCCCCGGGCAAGCGCCCCGGGAUGUCCCAGGAGCCGCUGCUUGCACCCCAGCGGGGGGAGGCAGGGGCACACCCCCAUCCCGGCCCGUCUCUUGCCGCACCGUGCUCCCCCCUCCCUGUGCUUCCUCAGCCACGGCCCCCGGCCGCUCACCAGGGCCCUCCCAGGAGGUGGCGGGCAGCCCGGGGCCCCACAGACAUGCUGUGACCAUCCUGCUCGAACUAGUCUUUGACGAACUAAUAAAAUAAAGGGAUUUGUACAUUGCUCCGGCCUCUUCUCGUCCGUUGCUCUCCCGGGCCCCCACGUCAGGUCCCUCGCCCCGGCAACCUCAGGGUGGAAAUCUGGCAGCUCCUCACACACGGGCUGGCCCCCAGCCAGGCCUGUACAGGUGCAGGAAGCAGCCACAUGUGGCUCCCCUGCUCAUUGCUGCUGCCUUCCUACUCCACAGGCAUCUGUGCUCUCUGGGGCUGGGGAUGAGACAAAAGGGAUGUCCCACAGACAUAGCAUGAGGGUUUCUCCCCCCUCCCCUUGACUCCAGGACCUCCCUCACUGAAUGACUGGGGUCCAAGGGCUGUUUCUGAUGGGUCACAACCUUCUACCACUCCAAGAGAGGAGCAGGAGGCUGUGGGCAGAGGCCCCAGCAGUGCCCAGGCUUGGCACAGCUCGGGAGGCUUCAGCCUGGUGCCAGCCUCAGCUCUGACUGAUGUGCCAUCAUUUACCAGCAAAGAGCUCAGCUGUUACCCAGGCGGCAUCAGCAGAGCAGUCACCCAGAAAAGCUCCUGUCAGAAGGAAAUAUGAGGGUAGGAAACGGCUGAGAUCUCACAGGCAAGGUCUCCAUCGCAGGCAGGCUGUGCCCUGUGACCCGGCACGAUGGAGCAGGCGGGGACAAAUCCCCACAGCCCUCCCUGGGCAGUGGGGACAGGGCAGGGGAAGGGCUGUGCCCGGGGACCAGCAGC
Molecule: messenger RNA, 2643 nt
Organism: Prinia subflava (tawny-flanked prinia)
Lineage: Eukaryota; Metazoa; Chordata; Aves; Passeriformes; Cisticolidae
Gene: CPLX2
Product: complexin 2
Exons: 5
Coding region: 320-724 (134 amino acids)
Biological process (GO): synaptic vesicle exocytosis; neurotransmitter transport; regulation of neurotransmitter secretion
Cellular component (GO): terminal bouton; SNARE complex
Molecular function (GO): syntaxin binding
Source: RefSeq, a predicted model, not a curated record